AUGCAGUCCGGCUUCCGUAACCUAGAAGGCCAUCUAAAGGAUCGUCACCCAGAUCUCAGCCAUCAAGUCCGCAGCGAUCUCAUCCGCCGUCAUAAGGGCCUACUACCAACGCUACUAGAAGAGGGACCAAGGGAGGAUCAACUGGCCCGGCAUGGCUCAUCUAACCCGGCCGAGCCCGUCGAGGGUCUCCCCAUCCACCGGGGUUUCGCAUGUACCUGGCCGGGCUGCGGGUACCUCACGCCGAGCUGGAAGUGCCUACGCGUGCACCUCAACGACGAGCACAACGCCAAGGCAGCCCAGAGGAAGACCCAGGCGGACCUCUGGGCCGCCGUGCAUCUACAGACGUUCUUUACCGGUCCGAAGAGGGCGAUCCGUUACUUUUGCGUUCGCGAACCAGAAGACCAGAAGACGAUCACCCACAUCACCAAAGGAUGGUCACUACAGCAGGAGGAACAAGAAGAGAUGCAGAAGGUCAUGGACGAAGGUAUCUUGAGGCACGAGACGACCAACUGGCUGAAGCGGACCGGCUGGUCGGCCCACUUUACCGGCAGGAACCUGAUGGACAGGCAGGGACAUCUUACGAAUCUAUCGAAUCGAACGCCAAGCCUUGGCGUUCGAAUCGAAUGUGACCCCCGUUGA
This is a messenger RNA of Fusarium poae, 639 nucleotides long. RefSeq lists its product as uncharacterized. The coding region runs from base 1 to 639 and encodes 212 amino acids. Lineage: Eukaryota; Fungi; Ascomycota; Sordariomycetes; Hypocreales; Nectriaceae. The transcript has 2 exons. The record is from RefSeq and is a predicted model, not a curated record.